CCAUGUGACCGCCUUCCUUAUCCGUGGGGGAGGAGGCGAGAGUGUCCGUUAAUAAAGUUUCAGUUUGUUUUACCUCAUUUGAAGGAGUAAUGGCUGUUUGUGUCGCUUUGAAGCGGUCAGGAUUGUGGCGCAGGUUUAUUGUGACCGCGGCUCGGUUUAGCCGCACUGAGCGGUUUUUCAAUCGAGAAGCCAAGAUUCUGUACCAAAGUAAUGACUCUGCUCAAAACAUAAGGCUUUCUCAAAUGGAAACACUGAUGCUGCCUCCUGGAACAUUUCAGGGUAAAGUAGCCUUUAUCACUGGUGGAGGUACUGGACUCGGGAAGGGAAUGGCAACUGCCCUGUCCUCUUUGGGUGCUGAAUGUGUUAUUGCAAGUAGAAAACUAGAUGUUUUGAAGCAAACAGCAGAAGAAAUCUCUUUGCAAACUGGAAACAAGGUUCAUGCAAUUCAGUGUGAUGUGAGAGAUCCAAACGCUGUGAAAUCUACAGUGGAGCAAAUGUCUAAAAUGACAGGACUUCCUGAUGUUAUUAUCAAUAAUGCUGCUGGAAACUUCAUCUCGCCUUCGGAACGUCUUUCUGCUAAUGCUUUUAAAACUAUUGUAGAUAUUGUCCUUAAUGGUACUGCAUAUGUAACUCUAGAAAUUGGAAAAGAAUUGAUUAAAGCAAAAAAAGGUGCAUGUUUCCUCUCUAUUACUACCAUCUACGCAGAGACUGGAUCAGGAUUUGUCAUGCCCAGUGCCUCUGCAAAAGCAGGAGUGGAAGCUAUGAGCAAAUCACUCGCUGGUGAAUGGGGCCGAUAUGGUAUGAGGUUCAAUGUGAUUCAGCCCGGACCUAUUAAAACAAAGGGUGCCUUUAGCCGACUUGACCCAAGUGGUAUGUUUGAGAACGAAAUGCUGAAGAGAAUUCCAAUGGGCCGCUUUGGUACUGUGAAUGAAAUUGCCAAUCUUGCUACCUACCUUUGCAGUGACUAUGCCAACUGGGUUUCAGGAGCAGUCAUACGCUUUGAUGGUGCUGAAUAUGUUUCCAUAGCUGGUGAAUUUAACAGUCUACAGAAGGUCACAAGUGAACAAUGGGAUAUGUUAGAGUCUCUGAUCAGGAAGACCAAAGGUUCCUAAGUAUGUCAUAAAUCUUGCAAACAACUGAACAGAAUUUAAACAAAUGUUUGUCAAGUGUUUUUCACCAGGCAUCAUCUUAACUUUAAAGAAAAUAAGUUGAUUUACUUUAAAUCAGUUUCGUCAAUUUAUUUUUAAACCUUUUGUAAUAUCUUUUAUAGCAACAAUUUUGAUGCUAAAGUUUAUAACAGUAAAAGAUUAUCAAUGCUUGUGGAAUCAUAGUUUGACAAUUGCACUGUUGAGGUUCUGCUACUCUAAUCAGUCCAAGCAUGAAGCAGACACAAACUGACUUACUCUGAUAAGUUUCCCAGGUAAUAUGUUAUAAACACUUGUGUGAUGCCAUGGGAUAGAAAUUGAGGAGAUGAAUCCUUGAGCUUGUAAAUUAACUAGUAAAUCUUUUUGAAAAGAAAGAGAUGCAUACCAGUGUGGUGUCCUAACCCUUUGAAAUGUAUCAUAUGAUAUUAGCUUGAAAAUUAAAUUUUUAAACAAUGGAAUUAUAAGACUUUAUAUUAGAUUAUGUAAUCAAAACUUCUAAUUACUUGUUUCCUUCUGACAUGUCAAAUUAAAGGCAAGUUUAAACCCAGUGCCCUGCACACUGCUCCAGUGAUUGCAUUGUAAGCAAAAAGUUCUUUUAUAAUAAGUCUGCAAUCAAUAUUAAGUGUACAGAAUAAUUUUAAUAGCAAACAUUUCUGUUUAAUUGCUAUUUGUUGGUUUAAGCUGUCUUAGCUGUUUAGUUUCCUCAUACCUUAUUCAUUCUGUUUUCUCAGUCUCUGAAUUCUCUGUAUAUAAGUAUCUCCUGUACACAUUUUCUAUGUCUGUUUGUUUAUCCCAGAUGAAGAGAACAAAAUCCAAGUUAAAAUAAGCAGGAAAAAUAAAUAAGGAAAAAACUAAAUGGGUUUUAACUUCAUGAACUCAUUAAUAAAUUGCAUAGUACCAGAAACUUUCAGCUUCAAUUUGUUUUUACUUGUUGGCAUUUGUUAUCCCUCAAAUUGAAAGUAUUACACUUUUUUUAAAAAAAAAACAGACAUUUGGCACAAAAGAAACAAAUGAUUAAUGCAAAUCUUUUCUAUGGGGUUGAUUUUAAUAUCUUUAAUUGUAAAUUAUGGAAAUUACACAAUGUAUCUUUUAUACCUUCAAUACAUGUAUUAAACAAUCUUGACCAGUU
This is a messenger RNA of Chiloscyllium plagiosum (whitespotted bambooshark), 2274 nucleotides long. RefSeq names its product 2,4-dienoyl CoA reductase 1, mitochondrial (gene decr1). Gene Ontology annotation, cellular component: mitochondrion. Gene Ontology annotation, molecular function: 2,4-dienoyl-CoA reductase (NADPH) activity. The record is from RefSeq and is a predicted model, not a curated record. NCBI's taxonomy places the organism in Eukaryota, Metazoa, Chordata, Chondrichthyes, Orectolobiformes, Hemiscylliidae. Gene Ontology annotation, biological process: fatty acid beta-oxidation.